AUGGGCAACAGCAGCUCGUUGAUGCUCCGCGAUGAGGAAAUUGAGGAGAUUAUGAGGGAAACUGAAUGUUCGUCUUUGUUUUUUUAAAGAAAGAAAUCGAAGAAAAAAAUCAUAGAUUUUUUUGUAGGAAAAAAAUCGCGAAAAAAACUGAAAAAAAAUUGUUUUUUUGAGUAGGAAAACUUGAAAAAUUGAAUUUAAAAAAAAAGAAGAAGAUUUUUUUGAAGGAUGACUUGAAAAGUUGAAAGUUGAACAAUUUUUUUAAGCAGCAUUAAAAACAUGUUUGUGUCAUAAAAAUUAAAAUAAUCGACUUUCAAAACAUUUUUAGCACUAGAAAAAAAUGUGUAGCACUAGAAAAAAUGUGUAGGAAAAAAAUUUGAAAAAUAGAAAUUCCAACAAAAAUUUAUACAAUUUUCAAUCAAAUUUUAGACCUUGAUAACAUUCAAAAAAAUAAUUUUUUUCAUUGAAAUAUUUUAUGAAAACUUACUUUUCAAUAGAAAUUAUCAAGAAAAAAAUAAUAAAAUUUUUCUAAAAAAAUCGAAGUUUACUUUGUUUUUUUGUUAUAGAAUUUGACAAAGAAACGGACUUUAUUGUCUUGUUCACCCUAUUUUCUCGAAUAAUGUAAUUUUUGAAAGUGUUGAUAUAAAAAUUCGAGAUGAAAAAUUUUUUUGGUAAUGGUGGCUUCUCAAUUUGGAAAAAAAUAUUCACAACUUCAAUCUGGAUUAUAAUACAUUUAUCGAUAUUUCCAGUCAAUCGCAAUCAAAUCGUCCGACUCUACAGCCGAUUUUUUUGUCCCUGGACAAGAAAGGUUUGUUUUUUAAAAUUAUUUAAGAGGAUUUUUGAAGGUUUUUUUAAUGGUAAAAGUUCAAAAAAAUUAAUUUUUUUGAAAAAAAUUUUUCAGGGCAAGGAUACCUAUCACGUGACGAUUUCCUGAAUGUCCCCGAGUUGGCCGUAAAUCCACUGGGAGACCGAAUUGUCGACGCUUUCUUCACUUUAGCGUAAGUUUCAAGAAAAAAAUAGAUCAAAAAAACGAUUUAUUUAGAAAUUAGAAAAUGGGUGGAACUUUUUAACUGACUUUGACGUUUCACUGUACAUUUUUUUAAAAAGCAAAAAAAAAUUUUUUUCUUAAUAAUCGGCCGUUUCAAUGCUUACAGUAACUUUUUUUGGAAAGUUAGGCCGUAUUCUGUAUUUGUGAAAUGCGACCUUCACGAUAGGAUCUUCGUUUUUCCAUUUUUCUUUCAUUUUUCCAUUUUUAUAAUUUUUUUCUUUGUUUUUUCUGUGUGAAAUUUACGAUUUUGUUUUUAUUUGGAAUGGAUUUCUAAUUUUUCUUGACAUUUUUUUCAGUUCGAACUUUCCAUUUUAAACUAAUUACUUCUAGAAAUAUUCGAAUUCAACAUUUUUUUCACGUUUUUUUAUCAUUACAUUUUUUUCUAUAUUUCGAAAAAAACAAUUGAAAGUAAUUAAAUAAACUUUCUUUAAUGAAAAAUUACCGUCUUUAUAAUCGUGAAGGUCGUAAUUCACAAAUCAAACCCACGGCCUAAGUUCCCAAAAAAAAUGACGGCCUAACUUUCAUAGUUGUCACGAAAACAUCCAUUAACAGAUUUUUGAAGCCUUUUUUAGACAAAAAUGAAGAAGAAAACGACUUUUUGCCAUUAAUUGGAAGUGAAAAAUAAAUGAAAAAUAAAAUUUUAGUGGCGACAAUGAACAGCAGCAACUGAAUUUCCGGCAGUUCACCCGGAUUUUGGCCCAUUUCCAGCCGGUUUCCAGGUCCAAAACCAACGUCCUCAACUCCCGACGCGACAAAUUGCUGUGUAAGUUUGAAACGAAAUAAUAAAUUAGUUUCGAAACACAUUAAAAACUUUUUAUAAGUUGAGUUUAACGUUUCAGAACAUCAAAUCAUUCAUUUUGUUGUUUUAGUCUGAUGUAAUCGGUGAACAUGAACUUUAAAAGCUAUGACGAACAACCGCCUUUGGCGAGCUAGAAGUCCAAACGUGAAGUCGAAAAAGUUGAAAGCAUGGUCUUACGGUCUUUUGCCUCGUUCUUCUGCGCGUAGGCUAUCCAGUUGAGAGCUCAGAAUGUAGUGGAUGAUGUAGCUGGAGCCCGGAGACCGUCCUCUAGGUCAAAGCCUUGAAAUGAGAUGGACCACAGAUGAGUCAAGACUUUGAACGGAGUUACAAGGUCAGAAGUAACUAUCAGGAAACAUUUGGAAAUAAAAACGUUUUAGGAUAAUUAGUUUCCAAAUAGAGCUCACGGUGUUCUCAAACGGGGUGGGGAGACGUCAAAAAAAAUUUUGGCGCGAAAUUUGAAAUCUACAGUACCCAGCCGAAGGCGAUCGAACAAACAACUUAUUAACGUUUAAUACUCAGUGUAAUUAUGACGUAGAAUGACGUCAUUUUAUCCGUAGCGCGCACUAAAUUUUUUCUGUAAAUUCAGAAACUUUGACGCCUCGCUCACCUUACCUCACCCCGUUUGGGAACGGCGUGAGCUCGAUAAAUUGAAAAAAAUUACGAAAAAUCUUUUUUUUCAGGGAAUUCUUUAGUUUUUUUUAUCAGUUCCCUACAGGAAGUAAAAUAUACAAAAACUGCGCGUUCCGAAUAUUUGAUUGAAAACACACAAAACCUCUUUUUUUUCGAAAAUGUCGAGAAAAAUUCAAAUAUAGUGCUAAAAAACAGCAGGUCUGCCUACACGGAAACGAAGUUCAAAAGCUGUUCGAUCUACGUUUCUCAAAGCCUAUAAAGAGACGUGAAAUUUCAAGUGGAUGUUCACCACGAUAACAUUAUCUUAUUAUAAAAUGACCUCGCGGAUAAUCUUUUUUUAUUGUUUUUAUGGAUGGAAGCCUCAGAAUGAGAGAGCGACCACAGCAGAGUGAAGAUUUUACACGGAAUGUUGAAAUUGUGAAAUUAAAAGUUGAAAAAAAGCUAGUAUAUAUAUAUACAAAAAAAGUCCGUAUUCAUAUAUAAAUAUACGGACUUUAUAUAUAUAUAUAUAUAUAAACAAACGGACUGCUAAAAGCUUUAAGUGAAGGCUCUAAAAAAAAAAAUAAUGCUUUUUUUCAGUCGCCUUCAAGAUGUACGACCUGAACAAGAACAACUACAUCACCCGUGAAGAAUUCAAGGUGAUCCUCAACUGCAUGGUCGGCGCCAACAUCACCUCCGAACAGGUAAAAAACCAAUUCUUUCUGAAAAAUGUCAUUGCUUUUUUCGAUUUUAAGUUUUUUCCGAUUUUAUUAUUUUUAUUAUACAUAACAUGAUUUAAAGCUCGACAAAAUCGCUGAUCGGACGAUCGAAGAGGCCGACGCGGACAAGGACGGAAAAAUCUCGUUCGAUGAGUUUUGCAAGGUUCGUUUUGGAAUAAUCGAGAAAUUCAGAGAUUUUUUCUAAAAAUGGGGAAAAAUAAGUGUCAUUGGAGCGCAUUUGACUCUCUGCAGAAUUUUGAUUAGAAAAAUGAGCUUCUAGUGGUUCCUUAAGUACUUUGAAUGCUGAAAAAACUCCUUUUUUGUGUUGGAAUCGAGAAAUUUACUAUAGUGAACCCUUGGAAAAUUUUGAGUAGUUUUGCGGAAAAUGAGCCGCAAUUCAGUGGAGCGAGCUUUACAUGAGUAGUACUUUAGAUAAAAGCACUAAAGUGGCCACUUUGGCCAAGUAAUCACCUCGGUUUUUAAUACCAUCGGAACUCGAUUUUCAUAGUUCUUAAAAAUUUGAAGUGGUCCCUUGAGGGGUUCACGUAGAAGAUUGCGAAGCUCUUGAAAAAGCUCUGAGGAAGAAUAAGUGGCCACUUAAUGGAACAGAAAAAAGCUCUGAAUUUUUCAAAAAGCAGGAUAGCGGCUCCAGUGAUAGCUCAUGGCUCAAAGCUUUAAAACAGGAAAAAAAUUGAGUAGUCCCUUAAGGGGUUCGCGUUUGAAGUCCCUGAAGUGGCCCUUAAGAUGUUUUUUAAGAGAGAGUUCCUCUUUUAAACGGCCAUUUUUUUAUUUUCGUUUUUUGAUAAGGAAACCCCUCUAGAGGCCACUUCAAGACAGUUUUAUCAAAAAUUGCGAAUUUUAAUGAUGAUAAGUGAGGAUUUUUCAAACUUGGUUCCAAAAAUUAAGUUUUUCAAAGUCUAAAAUUAAUAAUCAUUAAAUUUUCCUUUUUCGAGGCGAUGGAGAAAACCGACAUCGAGGAGAAAAUGUCGAUCCGAUUCUUGAACUAA
This is a messenger RNA of Caenorhabditis auriculariae, 4179 nucleotides long. The record is from the annotation of a GenBank genome assembly. NCBI's taxonomy places the organism in Eukaryota, Metazoa, Nematoda, Chromadorea, Rhabditida, Rhabditidae.